Messenger RNA from Megalopta genalis, 469 nucleotides. RefSeq names its product cysteine-rich protein 1. Lineage: Eukaryota; Metazoa; Arthropoda; Insecta; Hymenoptera; Halictidae. The record is from RefSeq and is a predicted model, not a curated record.
GCUCAAUCAACUGGAGAAUAUCGCGUUACCUUGCAGAACUCGGGCCCAGUACGUGCCUGACCACGCAGCCGAGAGGAUCUUCUUCGUAGCUUCGACAAUAACCGUUCGAAGGAAUCGUCCGUGAAUUCCCACUCCAACAUGCCCAACUGCCCGAAGUGUGAUAAGCCCGUUUAUUUCGCUGAAAGAAAAACUUCGUUGGGGAAGGACUGGCACGGUUCCUGUUUACGCUGCGAGAAGUGUAACAAAACCUUGACUCCAGGUAGCCAUUCUGAACACGAAGGAAAACCUUACUGCAAUCAUCCGUGUUAUUCCGCUCUGUUUGGACCAGGAGGAUUCGGACGAGGAGGUGCAGAAAGCUAUGUUUAUAAAAAGUAAACAGCAAAUAAUAUCAAAUGACAAAAUAAGUUAUUGCUAAGUGGACCGCGUUACCUGUGCUAUAGAAUUUAUUAUUAAAGUAAUUAUAAACAGA